Molecule: messenger RNA, 1938 nt
Organism: Entamoeba invadens IP1
Lineage: Eukaryota; Evosea; Mastigamoebida; Endamoebidae
Exons: 2
Coding region: 1-1938 (645 amino acids)
Biological process (GO): protein autoprocessing; positive regulation of DNA-templated transcription
Cellular component (GO): endoplasmic reticulum membrane; nucleus
Molecular function (GO): DNA-binding transcription factor activity; sequence-specific DNA binding
Source: RefSeq, a predicted model, not a curated record
AUGUCAGAGGCGACACCUCAACAACCACGGAAGAAAAAUUGGUUGUGCAUAUUUCCCGGGUGCACACAAAAACCGAUGUGCCAUUAUAACGCUUAUAGUCACUGUUGGGACGGCCAUUUAAGACAUUUGGCUUCCCCGCUUAUUGGUGGCGGGAAAGCGGAGGUCUACAAAAAGUUGAACAAUCGGGAAGAAGUUAAGAAGCAAUGUGAAAUUUAUUUAGUUGAAAUCAAAAGCGAUGAAGACGUCGAAAACCAACGGACUGUGGCACGACAAAGACUUGGAAACCCACAAUUGUCAAUCACUGUUGAACAACCACAAAUUAUCGAUCAAUCGGAUAACUCACUUCAAUUCCAACAACCGAUGACAUUGCAGAACAUUUCAAACAAUUCAAAUAACUCGGCAUUAAAUAAUUUGAAUGGACUUAACACGAUGAAUACAUUGAAUAGUCCUCUUGUGAAUAACUCAAUCAACAACUUUGGUCUUAAUCCAGACCAACUCAAUGUACAAGACUCAAACUUGUCGGUACAACAAUUGAUGAUUCCACAGACCCAAGAAACACCUUUGUGGGACUGUGUGGUCAAUGCAAAUGUGUAUCAGAAAGACCUCGAGGCACUCUUGCAACACGACCAAUUCGUGAGAAUCGAACAAAUAACAGAGAACUUGAAAAGACUGCACGUCGCAGGAGAGGUUUUGGCCGAAAACGGAUUUCUCCAGCGGUCAGACGCCCGCUCAAAAGAUCAUAUUGAGCCACUGAAAAACUGUUUAAACACGAUAUUACAAUUAACGGGGAAGUCGUAUAAAUACAUUGGAAAAGAUGACCAGAAAAUGGGGUUCAUUGCACAAGAAGUCCAAGACGUAUGCCCCAAUUUGGUUCAUGAAGAUGAACUUGGCCUCUCUGUGGAUGUCGUUGGGAUCAUUCCGUUGCUUGUUGAAGCACUAAAGGAAAUUCAAACUGCUGCUUCAAAAACAGCCGACUGUUCAAAUGGAAAGUUUGCGGAGCUUUCGCUAGCCGCCGACGAAGCACUAGCUGCAGUCAAAGAAAUUGGAGAAAAAGUCCAAAAGGACGAAGAUGAAAUGAAGAAGCAUUUAGGCUUUUUCGCGUUGGAAGAGUCUGUUUUUUCACCCGGACCAGCUCUUUUCACACUUCUAGUUGCGAUGGUGUUGAGCGUACUCUCUGUUGGUGUAGUUGUGGUGUUCCAGAAAUUGAUUGGGAUGUGGUUAUAUGUCUGGGGGAUCACAGCGUUAUUAUGGAUUUGUGUGUGGUGGCAGCGAUGGGAGUUGAAAGAGAUAUAUCAACAUCGCCAUGUUGUGUGGUAUUGGAAGAGUGAGAACAGUCUCUUUUUGUAUUACAGCAGUUACAUUUUCUUCAUAUUUCUCAGUUUAAGUCUGAUUAUGGGGAAGGGUGUAAUUACACUAGUUGGAGUCAGUGUUGGGUUAUUGAUUAUAACAUGUGGGAUAUUAUAUUGGGUGACAAAGAAGUUCAAAUUGGGAUGGAAGAUACCAACACUAACGUUAGUGUUAUUGCUCACAAGCUUUGUUAUUGUCAGCUCGACAUUGAUUAUAAUACAGCCCGAAUAUCAAUGUACGUUAAAUGGAGAGAGUGAUGGCUAUGAAAUGCAUUUGAAUGUGGGAGAGAUGUCGGAGAAGGUUGUUGUGAAUAGUGUUCCGUGGAACUGUUGGAUAGCAGACAUGUUUAAUUCAAACGAAUUGCCGGGUGGUAUGAAGUGGAGCAAUGGAGAUACUUCACCGUUUUUGGAGGGCUAUAUCUCUGAAAAUUUCAAGACAUUUUCAACACAAGUGAGACUUCAAUGUGUCGAACUCGUUACAUUUAAUUGUGGCGAAAUCACGUUCAAAACGUGUACUGGAAGAGAAGAACCAAAUGAUUGUCGGGAAAAUGGGUGCAAGUGGGACGACGACGAGAUGAACUGUUCGUUUUGA